GAUUUGGAAAGAGUGGAAAUAUAAUUUUAGAUAAAUUUAUUUCUGAAAGAAGAUUAAAAUGGAUUCCUUAUGAUAAAUUUACAAAUGUUGUAUACCUUGAUAAAGGAGGGAUUAGUACUGUAUAUAAAGCUAUUUGGUUAGAUAUAAAUCAAAAUAGAGAAGUAGUUCUUAAAUGCUUCAAUAAUUUGAAUGAAAAUUUAGAUGAAUUUUUAAAUGAAUGGAAAUAUCAUCAAAGUUGUUCAGAUUCAUAUGAAAUUAUUAAUUUAUAUGGAUUCACAAAAAGUUCAGAUACUUCGUAUUAUAUGGUAGUAAUGGAUUAUGCAAAUAAAGGUAAUUUAAGAGGAAAUUUAACUAAAGUAAUUAAAUAUAAUUGGAAACAAAAGUUAAAUAUGUUGUAUAAAAUUAUUUCUGGGCUUUAUGAAAUACAUAAACAAGAUUUUAUUCAUUGUGAUUUACAUGAUGGCAAUAUUUUAAAUCACAGCAAUAAAAAGGAUGAAGAGGAGGAAGAAAAUGAAGUUGAUAAUAAUUUAGUUUUUAUUAGUGAUUUAGGAUUAUGUCAACCUGUAAAAUCAUCUUUAAAAAAAGGUGAAAUUUAUGGAGUUAUACCAUUUAUGGCACCUGAAGUUUUAAGAGGCAAACCUUAUACUCCAGCUAGUGAUAUUUAUAGUUUUUCUAUGAUUAUGUGGGAAUUUACAUCUGGAGUUCCACCAUUUAAUGAUAGAACACAUGAUCUUCAGCUUAGUUUAAGUAUUUGUAAAGGCGAACGUCCUAAAAUUAUUGAAAAUACUCCAAAAUGUUAUAUGGAGUUAAUGAAAAAAUGUUGGAAUGAAGAUCCAUUAAAAAGGCCAUCUGUAUCAGAAGUGAAAUAUGUUAUUGGAAAUUGGAUUUUCCAGCCUACUAGUAAUGAAAUUAAUGAAGAAUUAGAAAAUAACAAAAUGGAAUUUAUAAAUGCACAAAUUGGGCAUAACAAUCUUAAUACUGCUGAACCUCAUCCACAAGCAUGUUAUACAAGUCGUCUACUUAAUUUUACUAGUGAAAAAUUGAAUGAAAUUCUUGAAAGUGGAAGUUAUUCUUCUACCGGCAUAACUGAAGAUUUGAAUGAUUGUAUAAUUUAAAGUUAUUAACAAUUAGAUGAAAUUAAAUGAUAUUUGACAUGAUGUGUUCAACAGAAGAGUUAUCUUUUAUUUUAUUUUUUGCAGAUUUAUUUAAACACUAAGGCUAGAGUAGUAAAAUAUUUACAAGUUUCCUAGUUUGCAAUUUAAGUAAUUCCUUUUUUCUAUAGCUUAUCCAAAUAUUAAAUAUUUACAUUCUCUUUUUUUUUUAUUUUACUUAGAAUUAUUUAAACACUAGAACUAGAGUAGUAAAUAUUUUAUAAAUUUCUUAGUUUGUAAUUUAAAUAAAUCUUUUUUUUGUAACUUAU
Rhizophagus irregularis DAOM 181602=DAOM 197198 is the source of this 1420-nucleotide messenger RNA. The record is from RefSeq and is a predicted model, not a curated record. NCBI's taxonomy places the organism in Eukaryota, Fungi, Glomeromycota, Glomeromycetes, Glomerales, Glomeraceae.